AUGGCCUCAGACCACCAGACACAGGCGGGCAAGCCCCAGCCCCUCAAUCCCAAGAUCAUCAUCUUUGAACAGGAGAACUUCCAGGGCCACUCUCAUGAGCUCAGCGGACCCUGCCCCAACCUGAAGGAGACUGGCAUGGAGAAGGCAGGUUCUGUCCUGGUGCAGGCUGGACCUUGGGUGGGCUAUGAACAGGCCAAUUGCAAGGGCGAGCAGUUUGUGUUUGAAAAGGGCGAAUACCCACGCUGGGACUCCUGGACCAGCAGCCGGAGGACAGACUCCCUGAGCUCUCUGAGGCCCAUCAAAGUGGACAGCCAAGAGCACAAGAUCAUCCUGUAUGAGAACCCCAAUUUUACCGGUAAGAAGAUGGAGAUUGUAGAUGAUGAUGUCCCCAGCUUCCACGCCCAUGGGUACCAGGAGAAGGUGUCUUCCGUGCGGGUGCAGAGCGGCACGUGGGUUGGGUACCAGUACCCCGGCUACCGUGGGCUGCAGUACCUGCUGGAGAAGGGGGAUUACAAGGACAACAGCGACUUUGGGGCCCCUCACCCCCAAGUGCAGUCUGUGCGUCGCAUCCGUGACAUGCAGUGGCACCAGAGAGGUGCCUUCCACCCCUCCAGCUAG
Cricetulus griseus (Chinese hamster) is the source of this 618-nucleotide messenger RNA. The record is from RefSeq and is a predicted model, not a curated record. Lineage: Eukaryota; Metazoa; Chordata; Mammalia; Rodentia; Cricetidae.